AUGGCCAAUCGAACAGAUGCGAGUGCCAUAAAAAUUUUUGGAUCCAAUCCGCAAUACUUAAUUUCAAAUAUCAUAAGAAGCAAAAUAUAUGAAAGCCCAUACUGGAAGGAGAAAUGCUUCGCUUUGACAUCCGAAUCUAUAAUAGACCAAGCGGUAAAUUUAAAAUACGUUGGAGGGACGUAUGGAGGUAACAGAAAACCAACUCGCUUUUUAUGUCUAGUUUUAAAGUUACUACAAAUUCAGCCCGACAAAGAUAUAAUAUAUGAGUAUAUAAAAAAUGAGGAAUUUAUUUAUUUAAGAGCUUUAGGUAUAUUUUAUCUAAGACUCAUAGGAAAAAGUUUAGAAAUUUAUAAAAAUUUAGAACCCAUUUUAUUCGACUAUAGAAAAAUAAGAAUGAGAUCAAAUGAUGGUACAUUUCAAAAAAUAUAUAUGGAUGUAUUUGUUGACAACUGCUUAGUAUUAAAUAAUCUUUUUGAUGUGGAUUUUCCUACCUUAACCAAAAGACAAGUUUUGGAAGAGAAUAAUCUAUUAGAAAAAAUUAACCUAGAAUACUACAAAGAAUUGUUAAAUGUUCCAUCAGACAGAGAAGGAGGAAAACAGGGAAACGAAAUGGAAAUGAAGAAGAUGAAGAGGAAUGAAGAUGACUGCACAUCCCGGAGUAAUGAAGAAAACUUAAAAUUAAAACUGCGUAACACGUAUAGGAAGAGCCGUAUGGACAGCGUAGAAAGGCAUAAAGCAAGAAAAAGAAGAGGUAAAAAGUAUGACCAUGAAAAUGAAGGGCGGCAGGAAAAGAGGGGAAUCAGAAGGAGGGAGAAGUCUGGAAAAAAGGACCAAGAAUGGGAAAGGAGAAGAAUCAAAAGAAGAAGUAGAAGUAGAAGCAUAAGCAGUGGUAAUAGUAGCGGCAUAAGUAGAAGUAGAAGUAGAAGCAUAAUCAGUGGUAAUAGUAGCGGCAUAAGUAGAAGUAGAACUAGAAGCAUAAUCAGUGGUAAUAGUAGCGGCAGAAGUAGAAGUAUAAGCAUAAGCAGUGGUAAUAGUAGCGGCAGAAGUAGAAGUAUAAGCAUAAGCAGUGGUAGUAGUAGGGCAAGAAGUAGAAGCAUAAUCAGUGGUAGUAGUGGAGGCAGGCGUAGAAAUAGAAGCAUAAAAAGUUGUAGUAGUAGCCGCAGAAGUGUCAGUAGAAAGGAUAAGAAAAAGUCCCAGAAGAAGUAUGCAUGGUACAAAUACAAAAAAAAACAAUACUCAUCGGAGGGGGAAAAAAUGCGCACCAGUUUAGAGUUAUAUGCGGUUAGUAAGAAGAAGAGGAAUCGACGUAUGAGUGAAGACAUCGAUGAAGAGAAAAAACAUAGAAAAAAAAAAAAAAGGAGAAAUAUAAAAAAUGAAAAUAUAAAAAAUGAAAAUACAAAAAAUGAAAAUACAAAAAAUGAAAAUAUAAAAAAUGAAAAUAUAAAAAAUGAAAAUAUAAAAAAUGAAAAUAAGAAAAAUGAUGGCUCUUCAUAUGAUGAAAAUAAAAAGGACGGACUACCAAUUGAUAAAUGGAACCAAAUUAGAAAAGAGUUAGGCAUGAAGCCACUCAAAUGA
Messenger RNA from Plasmodium malariae, 1575 nucleotides. Its product is annotated as pre-mRNA-splicing factor 38A, putative. Gene Ontology annotation, cellular component: precatalytic spliceosome. The transcript has 2 exons. The coding region runs from base 1 to 1575 and encodes 524 amino acids. The record is from RefSeq and is a predicted model, not a curated record. NCBI's taxonomy places the organism in Eukaryota, Apicomplexa, Aconoidasida, Haemosporida, Plasmodiidae.